Messenger RNA from Cuscuta europaea, 1340 nucleotides. Lineage: Eukaryota; Viridiplantae; Streptophyta; Magnoliopsida; Solanales; Convolvulaceae. The record is from the annotation of a GenBank genome assembly.
AAUAGGUAAAGAAGAAAUUGGUAAAAAAGUCCCCCGAUGGUCAUACAAAUUAAUAACUGAAUUGGAACAAAUAUCGUAUUUUACAAAUCCACCAGAUGAUCAUGAUAUUCGUUCAAGAAAAGGGAUCAGUGUAUUAAUUUUUGAAGAACCUAAGACUCUCAAAGAUAAGACUACAAACAAAGAUAAGAAUACAAAAGAUACAAAUAUUCAAGCUAUAAAAUCCGACGAUAAUGAGAAAGAUAAAAAUAUUAAAAAGAAAAAGGAAGAUGAGGAUAAUAAGCUUUUUUUAUUACGAUAUCCGCACCAAUCUGAUUUUCGCCAAGGCUUAAUAAAAGACUCUAUGCGAACUCAAAGACGUAAAAUAGUUAUUGAGGGACUUUUUAAAGCAAAUGCGCAUUCCCCUCUUUUUUUUGACAGGAUGAGGAAAAAAACCUUUUUUUCUCUACCAUACCUGGCUCAACUGAAACGGCUUUUUAGAAAAUGGUCAUCCAUAAAAGAGUUUGGGAUUUUAGAAUCUACAGAGGAAAAAAAAAUAAUAAUAAAAAGAGAAACCAAAAAGGAAAAAAAACGACGAGAGGAAAUAGAACGGUUAGAGAUAGGGGAAGCCUGGGAGACUUUUCCAUAUACCCAAAUAAUAAGAGGUUUUUUAUUAAUAACCCAAUCAAUUCUCAGAAAAAAGAUUCUAUUACCUUCAUUCAUAAUCGGUAAAAAUAUCGGGCGUAUGCUACUAUUUCAAACUCCUGAAUGGUCUGAAGAUUUAAAGGGAUGGAAUAGAGAAACGCAUGUGAAGUGUACUUAUAAUGGUAUUCCGUUAGCUGACAAAAAAUUUCCGGAAAAUUGGUUGACAGAAGGUAUUCAAAUCAAAAUUUUAUUUCCUUUCUGUCUCAAACCUUGGCACGAAUAUAAAUCGCUAAAUUCUCGUGAUGACUUUUGUUUUUUAACAGUUUGGGGAAGGGAAACAGAACACCCUUUUGGUCAUCCACGACAAAAACCUUCGUUUUUUAAGCCUGUUUUUAAGGAACUUUACAAAUUUGUAAAAGUAAAAAUUAAAUUUUUAAAAAAGUUUUCAAAAAAAAAACACAAGUUCAAAAGAAACAAGAACAAUACACCCGAGUGUAAUAAAAAAAUGAAAAAGAUGAUCUAAUAAAUAACCAGAUAAUGAAUCAACCCUUGAGUAAAAUUGAAAAAAUUACAGAUUGGAAAAAUUAUUCACCGAUAGACAAAAUGCAGGCUAUCACUCAUAGGACAAGUACAAUUAAAAAAAAACUAGAAAGAAUUACGGAAGAUAAGAAAAGGGUCACUCUAGAACUUGAUAUGAACCCUUACAAAAAAAGUUCGAG